CGGUAAAGGACACUGAGGCACCAGAGGCAGCCGGAUGGCAACUUCCACGAGGGCUCCCAGCCCCCAGAUCCUAGAGAAGGAGAAGGAACCCCCUCAGGUGGAAAUCAGCCUCGGAGGUCCAGCCUCGCUAAGCCUCGGCAGGCCUGCUGGGCACCUCUCGGUGAUCUCUAAGCUCUGUUACAGCAUCGGGGGGUUCCCCAACCAGGCAGCCUCCAGUGCAGCAGCUUUCUACCUGCAGCUGUUCCUGCUAGAUGUGGCCAGGAUCCCCGCAGCUCAGGCCUCGCUUGUCCUGUUUUUGGGGAAGCUCUUGGGGGCCGCGGCUGACCCCGCGGCUGGAUUUAUCAUCAGCCGGAGCCCGUGGACUGCUCUGGGCCGCCUCACACCCUGGAUCCUGGGCUGUGCACCGUUCUUGGCCCUCACCUACUUCUUCCUGUGGUUCCUGCCUGCCAUUGGCCGUCUUCGGGGUCUCUGGUAUGGAGCUUUCUAUGGCCUCUUUCAGGCCCUCUCCACGCUGCUCCAGGUCGCAUACUCGGCCCUCACUAUGUUCCUCACUCAGGACCAGCAGGAGCGAGAUUCGGCCACCGCCUACCGGAUGACCAUGGAGAUGGCCGGGACGCUGACUGGAGCCACAGUCCAUGGCCUCAUUGUGGCUGGUGCACACAAGGCUCCCAGAUGCCUCGAGGCCAACCUCACUGACCCGCUUCUGUCUGUGGCCUCCAGUAUCUCUCCCCACACAAGUCAGCUUUACAUGAUUGCCGCCGGGGUCAUCGCGGGAACCUAUCCCCUGUGCACGGCCCUGCUCGCCCUGGGGACCAGAGAGGAAGACGAUCUCUACAUCCUUGAGCAGCAGAGGGUCUCCUUCUUCCAGGGGCUUGGCCAGACCCUCCAGCAUCAGCCAUACCAGAAGCUUGUGGCUUCCUUCCUGUUCAUCUCUGUUGCUGUCCAGGUUCAGCAAAGCUAUCUCGUCCUGUUCUGCACUCACGCGGCCUCCCUACAUAGCCACGUGCAGAGUCUGGUGCUGCUGGUACUGGUGGCAGCUGUCCUGAGCACCCCAUUCUGGGAAUGGUUCCUGCAGAGAGUUGGGAAGAAGGCAGCGGCCUAUGGCAUUGGGGCAAUGGUGCCCUCUGCGCUCCUGCUCGCAGCAGCCCCCACUGUCCCCGUGGCCUACACCAUGGCCUUCGUGUCGGGCACCAGCAUCGCUGUGGCCUCGCUGCUGCCCUGGUCCAUGCUGCCAGACAUUGUGGAUGACUUCAGACUCCACAAACUUCCUCUGAAGGGCUUGGAGACCAUCUUUUACUCCUCCUACGUCUUCUUCACGAAGCUGUCGGGGGCAGGGGCUCUGGGCAUCUCCACCCUGAGCUUGGAGUUUGCAGGGUAUGAGCCUGGCUCCUGUAAACAGUCUGACAAAGUGGUCAUCACGCUCAAAGUCUUGAUUGGCGCUGUCCCCACCAGCAUGGUCCUGAUAGGUCUGGGCAUUCUGUCCGUUUACCCUAUCACCGAGCAGCGGCGCCAGGAGACUGCCCACAGGCUGGAUGUGCUGAGGAGGGAGGUGCCUGUGUCCGGUAACCCCAGUCCCAGUGUAGCCCAGGGUGCAGCCACCGCUCUGACCACAGGUCCCUGAGCCCAGCCCAGCAGCACCAAACCUAGCAAAGGCCUCAGACUCUGGCUCCCAGCUUAGGUUCUGCUGGAUUUGAAGAAGGAAUUAGGGCCAGGCAUUUGAAAAGGGAAGGUAAUCCCAGGCUAAUGCUCACACCUGUGGUCAGAUCCAGAGCUCUCAGGCACACAAAGAGCCAGCGCCUCAGCCCCUUGGUGGAGCCUGAAGGACAUUUCCAUCUUCUUCUAUCUCAAAAUGGCUGUGAUGUUCCAUCUCCUAAACCCUCCCCCAUGCCCCACUUUCCUAUUACUGUAAAGGCAGCACCAACCUCCCACUUCCCUGGAGUCACAACCUCAGUCUCCCUGGAUUCUUCACUAACUCUUUCCCCAGCCCUGCCCCUGCCCCCACUGCCACAUCCAAUAUGGUGCCAAGGCCUCUGCUUUCACCUCUGUAGCAUCUCUCUCCAGUGCGCCCCCUCCUCUCCUUUGAUCCUGCCCCCAUCCUGAUGCAGACCCUCAUUCCCUCAUGCCUGGACUGUGGCAACAGCUGCUGGGGGUGGGGGUCUGCCUCCCCACUCCAGUGCAUCCUCCAGCCACCAAAGGGAUUUUCCUAAAGCAUGGGUCUGACCACGUCACCCCCACCACCCCAAUAGUUCCCUAUCACCAUCAGAAGCAAACACAAAAUGCUCUGCUUAGCCUUCAAAGCCCUUCCCAACGUCCCCCCCUCCUCCUUUUCCAGGCUUCUUACACCUGACUCCCCAACACAUCCUCUUUAGUGCCAUGACCCCAGCCUCCCGGCUGUCCCCCCAGCCUAGAACACUGGUCCUCCUCUGCUCUGACCACUGACCUCCCCAGCUUCCCCCUCCUUCCCAACCCCUCUUCAUGCC
This is a messenger RNA of Vombatus ursinus (common wombat), 2480 nucleotides long. RefSeq names its product major facilitator superfamily domain containing 2B (gene MFSD2B). Lineage: Eukaryota; Metazoa; Chordata; Mammalia; Diprotodontia; Vombatidae. Gene Ontology annotation, molecular function: sphingolipid intramembrane carrier activity; symporter activity. Gene Ontology annotation, cellular component: membrane. The record is from RefSeq and is a predicted model, not a curated record. The transcript has 15 exons. Bases 35 to 1621 code for a protein of 528 amino acids. Gene Ontology annotation, biological process: carbohydrate transport.